AUGUCGUCCCCCAUUGCCGGCCGCCUCCGCGGCCGCCGGGAGAGACCCCCUACUGAGUCCCAAGCUUUCCCACUCAGAGGAGGGCCGAACCAACAACUCCAAUAUUGGCCUUUCUCUGCUUCAGACCUUUACAACUGGAAACAACAACCCCCCUUUUCCAGGGAUCCUGUGGCAUUAACUAACUUGAUUGAAUCCAUCCUGGUGACUCACAGGCCGACUUGGGACGAUUGUCAGCAGCUCCUGCAGACCCUCUUAACAGUAGAGGAAAAGCAGAGAGUUUUCCUGGAGGCUGAUGACGGGAGGCCAUCCCAACUCCCGAAUGUCAUCGAUGCGGCUUUUCCCUUGACUUGCCCUAACUGGGAUUUCAAUAUGCCUGAAGGUAGGGAGCAUCUACGUCUCUAUCGCCAGUUGCUCUUAGCGGGUCUCCGAGCGGCCGCUAGAAGGCCUACCAAUUUGGCUCAGGUAAGGAAUAUGAUACAGGGAAAGGAAGAGACACCCGCUGCAUUUCUAGAAAGAUUGAAGGAAGCUUAUAGGAUAUAUACUCCAUAUGAUCCGGAAGAUCCAGGUCAGGCUCCAGGUAUUAUCCUAUCAUUUAUCUAUCAGUCUAGUUCAGACAUCAGAGCCAAAUUGCAGCGGUUGGAGGGUUUACAGGCGUUAGGGUUGCCAGACCUAGUGAAGGAAGCAGAGAAAGUAUUCAAUAAGAGAGAAACUCCUGAAGAGCGUGAGGAAAAGAGAUGGCAGAAACAAGAGGAAAGGGAUAGGAAACAGCAUAGGGAGAUAAAGAAAGUUCUGGCCGCCGUUGUAUCUCAGGGACAGCGGAGAGAGGGAGACAGGUCGGGAGAACGAAGGAGGCCACCCCUAGAUAAAGAUCAAUAUGCUUACUGCAAGGAGAAGGGACACUGGGCCCGAGAAUGCCCCAAGAAGCCACAAGGACCCCGCCGGCCCAAGCCCAAGACCGUGGACCUCCUUAGUCUGGAGGACUAGGGGGGUCGAGGCCAGGAGCCCCCCCCCGAGCCUAGGAUAACCCUCAAGAUCGGGGGGCAGCCCGUGACCUUCCUGGUUGAUACUGGUGCCGAACAUUCAGUCCUAACUCAUGCCGGAGUGCCUCUUAGCCGGCAUUCUGCACUGGUGCAGGGGGCAACUGGAAACAAGAGAUAUUAUUGGACUAUCGAGAGAAAAGUCCAACUGGCUUCAGGGCAAGUAACUCACUCCUUUCUGCACAUACCUGAAUGCCCCCAUCCGCUGUUAGGACGGGACCUACUAACCAAAUUAAAAGCGCAAAUCUAUUUUGAUGAGAAGGGACCGAGGGUCACGGGUCCUAAAGGAGACCCUCUACAAAUCCUUGCCCUCAAUUUAGAGGAAGAAUACCGUUUAUUCGAGUCAGAACCCCCGGAGGAGUCACCUACGGAGCUACAGGACUGGAAACCGGGGACAGGGGACUACAGGCCAGUCCAGGAUUUGAGAGAGGUCAAUAAGCGGGUGGAGGACAUACACCCCACGGUGCCUAACCCCUAUAACCUUCUGAGCACCCUCCCACCGACCCACGUCUGGUACACAGGCUUCAAAAACAGCCCAACCCUCUUUGAUGAGGCCUUACAUGCAGAUCUGGCCGGGUUCCGAGUCGAGCAUCCAGCCUUGACCUUGCUCCAGUACGUAGACGACCUACUCCUGGCAGCCAGGAGUCGGGCCGAGUGCCUGGAGGGCACUCGGGCCUUACUGGCCAGACUUGGACAGAAGGGAUAUAGAGCCUCGGCCAAGAAGGCUCAAAUUUGCCAAGACAAGGUUACUUACCUGGGCUACACCCUGAAUGGGGGACAGAGAUGGCUGACGGAGGCAAGGAAAGAAACCAUACUCUCUAUUCCCCCUCCUCGCAGCCCCCGUCAGGUUCGGGAAUUCCUGGGUACGGCUGGAUACUGCCGCUUAUGGAUCCCCGGGUUCGCCGAGUUGGCCGCCCCUCUAUAUCCCCUCACUAAACCAGGGGUAAUGUUCCAAUGGGGAGAGGAGCAGCAGAAAGCAUUCCAACUGAUCAAGAAGGCCUUACUUGAGGCCCCGGCUCUGGGUCUGCCAGAUAUCACCAAGCCCUUUGAACUGUUUGUAGACGAGAACUCGGGUUUUGCUAAAGGGGUGCUGGUGCAAAGACUGGGCCCUUGGAGGAGACCUGUGGCAUACUUGUCCAAGAAACUGGACCCGGUGGCCACAGGAUGGCCCCCUGCCUCCGCAUGGUGGCAGCCAUUGCAGUUCUACUCAAGGAUGCCGGGAAACUGA
Molecule: messenger RNA, 2265 nt
Organism: Peromyscus eremicus (cactus mouse)
Lineage: Eukaryota; Metazoa; Chordata; Mammalia; Rodentia; Cricetidae
Biological process (GO): proteolysis; virion assembly
Molecular function (GO): nucleic acid binding; zinc ion binding; aspartic-type endopeptidase activity
Source: RefSeq, a predicted model, not a curated record